Molecule: messenger RNA, 1485 nt
Organism: Rasamsonia emersonii CBS 393.64
Lineage: Eukaryota; Fungi; Ascomycota; Eurotiomycetes; Eurotiales; Trichocomaceae
Exons: 16
Coding region: 1-1485 (494 amino acids)
Source: RefSeq, a predicted model, not a curated record
AUGGCAAUAAUCAAUCAAGAAAGAAAGCAAGUUCGUUUACAGCAAUUCCAUGAAUUCUGCGUCUGCGACGCGCGCCCUGCGAGUCAGCCACAUGGCCUUGGAGGGGAUCCCACGAGUCAGGCAGGCCGCAGUCCAGCCCGGAGAUCUUCCGUCACAGUCACAGUGACGGGUUCUCACUCACUCACAUGUGAGGAUUACUGUUCCACAGAGUUGCUUCGACCUAUCAGUGUUAAUGAUGAUAAUCAGGGUGUAUCAUUCUUCAUGUCUGUUCCACUUGUACUCAGCUCAGGGCUAGAGCAAGAAGAGCCAAUUAUUAAUCAGAGAAGAAAAAAGAAAGAAGAGGAGGAACUUUUUUCUCUUCUCUUCUCUUCAGCUUUAGGGGCUAAUAUGCAGUCAGCCAGCCAGUCAGUCAGUCAGACGGACUCUCUCAAACAGUGCCAGUCACAGUCACAGUCACAACUUGCUGAGCUGACCCAAGAACAGUACAUCCAUCAGCAGGCAAGCCAUCCCGCUUCCCCGGUGUUAGCUACUAUUGUUGCUAGGAUUUGCUGUAGAAGCUGUUUGAUGAGGGGUGAGUGCACUAAUGUAAAUGCGUUGGGUCCAAUGGUGAUGGAUCUUGUUUAUUCGGUACUGUAUGCGUACUCGCAAGCACAAAUGUCCGAUACUGAUAUUCUCGACACAUGGAGCAAGACAAAAUCCAUAUCCAAGUCAGUUGGAGAGUUCUCACACGUGUCGCAAGCAUACUGUACAUACAGCACCACGCCCUGGUCCUGGACACCUUGCGGAACCUGGAACCCGGUCGACGCAGUCGCCAUAGCUAUAGCUAUAGCAGACACACGAAGAUUGAGCCUUGAACCAUGGCCUUGUUCUGUGCGUGGUGCAGGGAUUCAUUUAUCUGCAUGUGCGCACACUAAGCGAGUUAGAGUUACUAUUUCCAAUAACGAGAAAUUGUCCACUAUCGGGGUUCUUUACUUUGCAGUCAAUCACUCACUCACUCAACAGUCGAGGUCGAGUUCGAGAAAUCACAAGUUCAAGCAAAGAAACACAACUCAACAUCCUGUGAAACACACAAUUUAUCAAUCAAUCAAUCAAGCAAGCAAGCAAGCAAGCAACUUUUACUUCAUUUCAGGUCCCAACGUGAUAUUAAUUAUCUCACGCAAAAAGGCUGGACUUGAACUUGUAUGUAUUGUAUACAUUCGGACUGGACAGAAAUACUACUACUACCACUACUACCUGCAAUCAGUCGGAAAUUUUGUUCUGUUCCUGGGGCUAAGGUAUACGCUGCACUGGUCCAAAUAUCGAUGCUUCGUCGGAAGGUUCCUAGGCUUGAUAUCCUUUUACGGUGCAUUCCACAGCUGCGAGUUAGUAAAUCGUAAAAGAAGGCUUGUGAGUCCUGUUUCACCACUACUUAGAAACAUUACGACAGCUUAUAGUGCCGGUUUAUAUCAUGAACUAGACGUACAAGACGUAUUUCAAUACAAAUGA